This is a messenger RNA of Soboliphyme baturini, 213 nucleotides long. Lineage: Eukaryota; Metazoa; Nematoda; Enoplea; Dioctophymatida; Soboliphymatidae. The record is from the annotation of a GenBank genome assembly.
AUGCACGAACUCCUUUCGCAGGUGCUGGACCACAGGGACCUGUCAAAGGCGGGGGCCCUGUUCAGCGUCCGCGAUUGGGAUAUCGUUUCAGACCUGCCUGCCGCAACACCGAAGUUGAAGCACAUCUUUAAUAGCAGCUCCUACGCUUCGGACAGCAAUGCUCAGAGCGUCGUCGAAAUCUGUCUCGCUCGGAUCACAUCGGCUGUCAGGUAG